AUGCCACCCAAAAACUACCGUCCGAAGAUCACCUUGCAGCCGUCUCCUAAUGAUAGCACUAAAGUCAUCUUUUGCCUCUCCAGCCCGGAGCAUGCGGAACAGGCCUUUUCUAACCUUGCUCGCUUUGGCCGAAUGGAAGAAAGGUUUGAGUCUGGCAUGUACUGGUUAUCCAAGCAGGAGAUGCCCUGGUUGCUGGUUAUCGACAAUGCAGAUGAUGCAGAAUUUGACUAUGCUAGGUACUUCCCUUCCGGCGGGAAAGGAAGUAUCCUGGUCACAAGCCGAAAUCCCGAGUGUAAAGUACAUGCGACGAUCGGGUUCGAGGAAUUCAAAAGCUUGGAAGAAGACGAUGCGAUCACCUUGCUUUUGAGGGCAGCGCUUGUCGAAAGCGUCCAGGAGAGGAAGACUAGGGAUACCGCCCGUCCUAUUGUCAAGACUCUUGGCUGCCUUCCCCUCGCUCUAAUACAAGCCGGUGCAUCGAUCCGCCAGAAUAUUUGUUCUUUAGAAGAUUACCUGGACGUCUUCAAGUCAUACAAGAAAAGAAUCUUCUCGAACAAGUUGCAUCAGGGCAGAGGGCCUUACGAGCAUACAGUCUUUACGACGUUCGAGGUAUCGUUUAAUAAGAUCAAGGGCCUGGAGACAGCCGAGUCUAUUGAUGCGAUUGAGAUUCUCCAUGUAAUGGCAUUUUUACAUUUUGAUCAUGUGCCUGAGUCGAUCUUUGAGAAGGCAUGGGAUAGUUUACAGCGCGAGGCGAAUACCAAAGGUGCCGGUUCCUUGGUUGACAAAAUUGUCCAGGUGCUUGGUGAAUUUGUGGCUAUUUCAAGCGGAUAUGAAGGGUGGUUCACUCCCCUAACAGAAGGAAGGCUUCCACGGAUCCUUAACCAAACGGGGAGGAAGUGGGAUAAACUCCGCUUCCGCAAUGCCAUUCUUAUACUGAGGUCGUAUUCUUUGGUCUUUGGCAACCUGACGGGUGACGGCUACUCGAUGCAUCCAAUGGUACAUUUUUGGGCUCGUGAGCGUCUGCAGCCGAGAGCACAGAAGUUGUGGGCUGGCAUUGCGUCUCGCAUUUUAGCAGCAUCCAUCACGUCCAGAAGCGAAGAAUCAGAGGUGGUUUAUCGAAGGUUACUGGUGCCACAUAUUGACUCUUGCUUGAAGAGUGAGCCUCGUGACUCCCGUCGAGGUCUUGAGUUUGAUCACGCCAGCCUGGGACAGUUUGCCAGGUUUGCUUCUGUGUACGCGGAGGCUGGUCGUUGGGUGGACGCUUCUGGUAUCCAGGAGCAGAUACUUCAAUAUCAAACCACAACCCUCGGCCAGAACAGCGUUGAGGCUCUCGAUGCUAUGGCGGAGCUAGCCCAAAGCUAUUGGAACUCGAGUCAAAUGGCUAGAGCCCUUGAGAUACAAACAAGUCUUCUAGACCUGGUGACCAAAAGGCUAGGGCCCUAUGACCCAAAGACUCUGUUAGCAAUGGACAAUCUAGGACGUACAUGUUGGCUAUGUGGUAUGACAUCUAAAGCCGACGAGAUGGGGAAACGAGCCCUGGAAGGCCUUGCCAAGAUUGUGGGACCAGAUCACCCUUACACGUUGAGUGCAAUGCACAAUUACGGUCGGGUUCGCAUGCACCUUGGUAACUUCAAGGAAGCACAGAUACUCCAGGUUCAGGCCUGGAAAGGGAGGAUGCGAUUGUUUAGUGACACAGACCUGGACACCUUGGAGACAAUGCAGGAUUUGGGGAUGAGCUGCCUCGCACUCGGAGAGAUUGAUGAGGCAGAAAGACUGGUUUCCCAUGUCCUAGAUGCCAGAAAGCGUAUUCUUGGCCAGGAACAUGCUCAUACCCUGUGGUCUAUAAACGAUCUUUCUAAAGUUUAUUGUGCUCAAGGUUAUUCAAAAGAUGCCGUUGCGCUCCUCGUUCCGACUCUAGAAGUGGCCAUUCGAACGUUGGGACAGUUUCAUAUUGGUACCUUCAUGACCAUCUUCAAUCUUGCGCACGCGCAUCGCCUGUCGGGGCAGGUCGAAGAGGCAGAAAGUUUCCUCACCGAAUUGAUAAGUGCAGAAACCAAAGCUUUAGGUCCGACGCACCCAGAUAUAUCCUCAGCGAAGUUGGAGCUUGCUCAGGUUUGGAGACAAAAAGGCGGUUGGUCUCAGGCUGAAAGGCUGUCGCACGAGGUGUUCGAGACGAGGAGCAAAAUGUUUGGUCAAAAUAACUUUCGAACCAUCCAAGCAAGGGAGCAACUAUAUGCCAUAUAUCAAGCGUCUGGCAGGCCGGAGGACGCAGCAUUACUUAGAAAAGCUCUCGUCGAGGAUACGCCCGAUAAUACACUCCAAGCCGACAAAGAGCAGAUUAAAAGGCAACCAAGUCGAUCCUCUACCAUGUAA
Messenger RNA from Aspergillus alliaceus, 2370 nucleotides. RefSeq lists its product as uncharacterized. The coding region runs from base 1 to 2370 and encodes 789 amino acids. The transcript has a single exon. The record is from RefSeq and is a predicted model, not a curated record. Gene Ontology annotation, molecular function: protein binding. NCBI's taxonomy places the organism in Eukaryota, Fungi, Ascomycota, Eurotiomycetes, Eurotiales, Aspergillaceae.